AUGCGAGAUGAUGCUUACUGGUGGUAUGACAUUCAGUCGUCACAGGGCUCGCCUACCAGCCCUUCAAUUAACUACGAUAUGAUAUCGGAAGCGUUUUGGAAAGUAAAAGGAGAUAACAUUAAGAUCACUCGAAGCGACGAUGGCUCACACUCUGCCCUUCUCCGUACUUACUCUAAUUGCUUAAGUUACAGAACCCUAAGAGGGUUUUUGUCCAGUUAUGGCAGGUUUACAUAUUCCACUCCCUGGUCUGAUGAUAAGUGCCGCGGAAGCUGUCCAGUGUAUUUUGGAGGCCGGUAUAGUUCCAUGCCAGAGUUUAAUCAAGCACACUGCAGCAGCAACAUUCAAGGAAGCAGCCGCAUUGGGUUCUGGUGUCAGUGGCAAUCCGGUGAUGGUGCGGUGAUGAUGUUUGGUGGAGGAGGAAGUGGCUGUAAUAGAGCAGAUCAUGGUAUUGGUAUCACUGAGGAUAACGAUAGUUCAUUUCAGUAUUCAGGACCAGUAGAGUAUGAUUUUGGUUAUGAUGCUGAUUUCUCGCCUUCAAAUUCAUACUCCUUAAAUUUGUGGAUUCGCUGAAUAGAAUAGAAUGGAAUGGAAUGGAAUAAUAAGAAAAGAUUAGAAUAAAACAGAAUAAAAAAAGCUCCCUAUAUGCGCUUUACAGCCACUAUAUGACUAAAAAAUUACAGAACACUGAACUAGUGUACCUAAUAGUUAAAAUAAAAACACCAUAUUUUGAAAAGAUCAAGGCGAAUUUCUAUUUCCGCAAUCCCACAUUUUAACAAAAACUUUGAUACCGUUAAAUCAGUUAAAAGGGUCCCACUCCCCUCACCGUAUAAAGUCUUUAUCUACGUCAUUAUCGGAUUCAUUAAUGUAACAGAAUGUAACGAGUGAUUAACUUUGCGUGGCAAACGAAAAUAUCUAAUUAUGUAGGUUGUGCGUUGUAUAUUCGAGUUGUCCUUGUGACAUUAAAUUGAAUGGCCGACAGUAAGGGACGGACCAUUAGAAAAGUUAUGGGGGGUAAUUUUCGAGCCGCAGGAAUGUUUUUCGUUAUCAUAUCCCUUGUAUGAAUUAUUUUAGGCCACAGCAUGAAUAUUUUUAAGAGUUAAUUGGCGUGCAUGAAUUUUUUUUCAUUUAAUUUUCCCUUGCGCGAAUAUUUUUUGUGUACUUCGCCGCCCCCAUCCCCCUAUCAGUUUUCUAAUGGUCCGUCCCUAAGACCUUUUCAAACCUUUAUGCCACUGUAGUGUGUUAAUGAUUAAAAGCUGUGUCCUGGUUCUACCACGAUACUAGCGCUCUAUUUAGGAUCUAGGAUAUCUUGGAAUUUGAAAACUUUUGAGCCAAUAAAGCAGGUCUGUGGGUCUUACGUCUACUUUUAAUGUUUUAUAUACGACCAAGUAAAUUUUGAAGCCAAAGGUUAGCGCAAAAGCUUACAUCAAAGAUACCUACCCUUUUUCUCUAUUGCGAAUUAAUACUUUUCGAAAUUUUUAAAUUCAUAGGAUAACCUGUACGUUCUGAACGUGCGCGUGCUUUUGUCGGAUUAAGCAAACACGAAAGUGGCGGUAGCCUGUGCCAAAAUAAGCCCUCGGUCAGUGCAGACCACCGAAAAAGGUGCGGUUUUCGCGCAGCUUUUCUCUAUGCGCUUUCCCCACUAUCUUGGAGUCUGGAACAGGCUAAAGCGGCGGCAGCGAAAAGUUCACUUAUAAAGUGAAUCCUCUCUUUUUCAAACUAUUGCUAUAACAUUGGUUCAGUUUGUCAAAUGAAGGCGAUCUUUCUGGAGUAGAACUCUUAUGAACCGUAUCCAAGUUCAGUAAGAACUAAAAAAAAAAUUGUCGCCUUGUGCUUACGUCGAGAAUAAAAAAAAUGGUCAAUUUCACGCCGUAAGCUUGCGGUGACUAAAGAAAAUAUACCGUGUGAUGUACGCGUUGAGUUAUCGUUUAGCUUUUUAAACUAACUGUAGUUGCCGUCGCCUUUGUAGUUGUUUAGGCUUCCGCCGUUAGUAAUACUGAUCACUAUGUAAUGACGCAGGAAAAAAUUUAAAUGUAAAGCUUCGGUAAAACGAUUAACAAAAACGGGCAACUUCAACUUUCAACAUUGCUGCAAAACGAGUUCAAAAGCGAUGUUGCGCGUUUUGCCACCGACGUUCAUAACUGAUUUUUUGAUAGACAGGUUUGAUGAUUUACGUGGGAUAGUGUAGGUGGCGAGGUAAAUUUCCACCACUAGCCACCCACACUUCGGUGAAUAAUUGUUAUUUAUCUAAUUUAUCAUGCAGAAUCAUAAUGUAGAUGUUGUAGUUAUUUUUUUUAUCUCAGGUACUUUUUGUGUUUCUUCCAGGUGAAUUUGUAUUUCCGCUAUUUCGUACUAAACUCAGUUUUAACACUAAUGGUGCUUUCAAACCGGUAAAUCUGCCAACGGAACCCCCACUUCGCUCCCAAUACUUCGAAGUCAAUAGUUACGCUAUAGCUCUCAGCUAUAGCAUUCAUUAACGUAACAAAAUAUAAAAUGAUUAAACUUAAAAAGCAUAAAUGGUUAAUUAUGUUGGUUCACGCGUCUGCCAUUCCACCCUUAUCCUUGUGAAAAUGAACGACUGACAGUGAAACCGCACUUAGUUUUCAGACCUUUAUGCCACUGCAGUAUUGUGACUAUGGGGAGAGGCAGUGUCCUGGUUUUACCAGUGAUGCUAGCACUUCUUUUAGGAUCAAGGAUUUGUUACACUUUGAAAACGUAUGAGCCAAGGAAAGCAGGUUUGAGGGUCUUACGCACGUUUACUUUUAACGCUUUGUAACUUAGUGAAUUUUGUAGCAGUUGGUUUGCGCAAAGCUAAUAUAACUUCCCGUGCCCAGUUACCUCCAGGAUGAAAUAAAUAAAUUUCGAAUUGCUGGCUUUCGCAGAUUGCAUAUAACCUGUGUGUUCUAAGUGUGCGCGUGCUUUUGUCGGUAGGUUGCAACAAUAACAUGAAUAGGAAGCUUACGCAAACACGAAAGUGACCGCAGCGAAAACGUCAUUUACAAAGUAAAUUCACGCCUUUUCAGCUGAACUAUUGAUAUAUUCCAUUUGCUUCAAUUUGUCAAAUGUAGACAAUCUUUUCUGGAGCAAAAUUAUUUUGGACCAUACCCAAGUUAAGAACUGGAAAAAAAAAGAACAUUCUUCAAAAAACUCAUAAAACAGAAAUGUUAAGCCGGCAUUAUGUUGCGUGAGACAAUCUGACCUACAUAUGCUAGUAUGCAAAACAGCAUAUAAUUAUAUAUUUUUUAGAUAAUAAAAUACACUUGUCGUUGAUAAAAGCUGUUUGACUAUCUUCGCAUUUUCUUAGCUACUACCGAAAAAAUAGAGAGAUUUUGAGUCACGCUUUAAUACGGCAAAUGGCAAACGUCAGAUUCAAAAUGAGAAUUCAGCUGAAAAUUUCUCAAAAUAGAAUAUAAGCAGAUAAAAACAGCUCAGAACAAUUCAAAUGUAUAAAAAUGGCGUGAAACAAAUAAUUUCUGAGUAAAAGUAACGAACAGUAAACAACACUAAAGGGAAAAGUUGGUCACGUGGUGCAAAGAUCACGUUUCCCUUUUGACGUAAACGGGGUUCUACAAUUAUGUGCAAACAAUAUGUGUCUAGCCCUUCCUUGAGAGAAUAUGUCGGCCUUUACUAAUGAUUUUUGUUUUGUAGGCGCAACAAGCAAUGCUUCAACAAACUCACACCCUAUUUUGCAAUAUCAAGAAGGAAGGCAAGAAAACAAAGAUGGGUCUAACCUCCUGGUUCAACAUCGCGUCAGAAAGGGAGUUGGUGAGUAAUUUCAAUUUUAACUGAGAUGCUGACCUGUGGGAGUUCUUUUUCUUUUAGGUAUAGGUCAAAGAAAAAAUCAGAGUUGGUUUUCAAACAAAUAACCAUCCUCUCUAUUUGUCUAUUUGUUAUAUUAUUAUUUGUUGUUUACUGUUGUUUUUAUUAUUUACUCUUGUUUUGACAUGACACGGAGUUGACCAACGACCUUACCUUGGAACAAAUUCAAUACAACUAGUGCUGUGAUCGCAAGAGUAAGCUUAAACACUGAUCGCUGUUGGACCAACACUUGUAUUACAGCUUAGUUCUACCGUCCGAGUGUAGGUCUCCUUUACUACUUCGAUUGUUCCGAACGCCCUUUUACAACAUUUUCUCGGUAAAAACUGCAGUGACAAUAAACACUUGCAUUUUUUUUCAAACAGUAUUUAACAAAGAUGUUUCAGAAGUUUUUGUUCAGUUGUUUUGUUGCUGAAGUGUAGUUGUGUUUUCUUUGUUGUUGUUGUUUUUAAUGUUCAUUUAGUUGCUUUUUUCGGUAUUGGCUAGACUGUUGCAAGCUCAGGUACUUUUACUACCACAGGUAAUGACCUAAAUGAAUUGAAGGACAAAGCAAAAAAAGCUAAUUCAGCUUACAAAUGGAUAAAAGUGAAUUGGAAGAAAAUUUUUGUGAUCAUUGUUGCGAUAUUUGCAUUGAUUGUUGUCGUGGGAGUCUAUCGAAGGUGUUUCUCUGAUUCAGGGUAAGUUGAAGUCUUUUAAUGCCGUUAUGCAAAAACACACGAAGUAGCACUGACACAGUGACUGACAUAAAAGAUCGGGGCAGUGGAUAGGAUUAGCUUAAUUAGUUGACUUCGUGAAUCUGGCUGGUUAGGCCUUUGUUGCAUUGUUCCACUACGUAUAUAUACAACCCGGUUUUAGCGAAAGGCUGCGUCAGGCUGCGUGUAUUAAUAAACUAUGCGCCCGUUGCUGUGCCAAAAAGGGAGAUCUGCGUAAUUCGAUUUCAUGUCUAGCUUACAGAAUAACUGCCACAGAAAAAUGACAUAUGAAUCUUCCACGAAAAUAUACUCGUCUGGCUAUAAAUCAAUUGCGUCUUGACUAGAUCGAUCGAAUUACCGGCGGAGCUUAAUGUCCAUCUUAUCUAAAUUAUUGCGGUCUUAUGUAAAUAUAAUGUACCCUUUAAGUGCCGCGACCCUCCGUUCAAUAGGUAAAAAAUUCACUUACAGUAUCAGAUUAACAUAACGACUCGAGAGGAGGAGUAACUUUAAACUGUCCAUAAAACCUGCAGUGUUAUUUCAGCCCUUUUUUGCCAUUUUUUAACUGAGUUUAGCAGCUUCGUGAAAUAGUUUUCAAAGAAGAAUUUUAAUAUAUUUGCUGCAAUUUUGUCGUUUUUUGACUUUUUUUAGCUCUGAUGAAGACGACGUCCAACCCAACAUUGUCGUUUUAAAAAUGCAAAAGCCAGACUCGAUAGGUAAUGGUGAAUUUGACGACCGGAUCGUGAGGGAAGGACUCACUCACGGAAAUAAUGAUGGCACAUGGGAAGGAAAGGGUCUCCAAAAGGCCACUCAUGACUCUGAGAUCAAAGGUCACAAAGGCAAAAAGGUCGCAGAUAAAUUGGCAACCACUGGAAAAGCUGGAGGCCAAACUUUAAGAUCCUUCGCUACGUCAAGAAACGUUUAUUUCAAAGACAUAGCGACUUCAAACUCUUUUUUUAAAAAUGACGGAUUUCAUCGUCUUAAGAUGGAUAGUAUUCCUGUUUCUGGAUAUACUACUUUUCAGCAAAGAGACUUUUCUUUGCUCUACUUUCAUUUCUCUAAGCAGCUUUUCAAAGUGAAAGCACAGGCAGACCAACUAAGCGUCCAAUCUACAAUGACCUGGCAAGGAAGCCUGCGCAAAGGUCCCUUUCCAUUCUACGAGGAAAUCAUGAUACCGUUGAUAAAAAUGUUGGGAAUGUCGUCAAAAGAAACAUAUUGUGACGAUUAUGUGCCAGUUGCUCUCACAAACACCAACAUACCCUUGACUGUUUCGCCUUAA
Porites lobata is the source of this 5781-nucleotide messenger RNA. The record is from the annotation of a GenBank genome assembly. NCBI's taxonomy places the organism in Eukaryota, Metazoa, Cnidaria, Anthozoa, Scleractinia, Poritidae.